Molecule: messenger RNA, 804 nt
Organism: Nerophis lumbriciformis (worm pipefish)
Lineage: Eukaryota; Metazoa; Chordata; Actinopteri; Syngnathiformes; Syngnathidae
Source: RefSeq, a predicted model, not a curated record
AUGGCAGACACGGAGAGCCGAAGCUCGACUUUCCCUGACAUCGUGGAGCUCAACGUGGGUGGUCAGGUAUAUGUGACCCGACUCGACACGCUCACGGCGGUGCCCGACUCCCUGCUGUGGGCCAAGUUCACUCAAAGUUCCCCGGAGGAGCUUCCCAAAGACGGCAAGGGUCGUUUUUUCUUCGACCGAGACGGCUUUCUGUUCCGCUAUAUUUUGGACUACUUGCGCGACUCAGAGCUUUUUCUGCCCGAGUUCUUCAAGGAGAGGAGGAGGUUGCAGAAGGAGGCAGACUUCUUCCAGCUACCGGAGCUGUCGCGGCGCCUGGCGGUCCCCAGCGGGCACAGUUCCCCCACGGAGGAAGGCGGGGAGUCGGAAGAGGCUGAGCUCGCUAGCCCUACCACCACCACCUCCUCGUCGUCCGAUAGAACCCCGCGCUCGCCCGGCACAGGCGCGGGCUACAUCACGGUGGGCUACAGGGGCAGCUACACCAUCGGUAGGGACAUCCAAGCGGAUGCCAAAUUCCGCAGAGUGGCCAGGAUAACAGUGUGCAGCAAGAUUUGCCUAGCCAAAGAAGUCUUUGGGGACACUCUGAACGAGAGCCGCGACCCAGAUCGACCCCCGGACAAGUACACGUCCAGGUACUACCUCAAGUACAACUUCCUGGAGCAGGCGUUCGACCGGCUGGCCGAGGCCGGUUUCCACAUGGUGGCCUGCAACUCUACGGGGACCUGCUCGUACGCCAGCAGUGACCCGGGGGAGGACAAAGUGUGGACCAGCUACACAGAGUACGUUUUCAGUCGGUGA